GGAAGAACCCGGAUGUGCCUGAGUAGUCCGUGUUGGCACUCGGGACUCUCAAGUUUGGGCAUUCUAGGGGUGCUGGCAGCCCGGACGGAUGGCGCAGAGCUGGGCUGGCUUCUCUGAGGAGGAACUGAGGCGACUAAAGCAGAGUAAAGAUCCAUUUGAACCACACCGGCGUCCCCCUAUGAAGAAAAGUCGACAACAACUUCAGCGAGAAAAAGUCCUUCAAGAGCAAAGCCAAAAACUUGGACUGCAAGGUGGAUCAGUCAGAUUACCUCCAGAGCAGCUGCUCUCUGCACCACAACAGAGAUUCAAUCAUCAAAAGCCACAUUUUUCUCCCCCUACUGCUCCUAAUCCUCUUACACUCAACUCUCCUGUUGGCAAUGGAAAACCACAGGGCACAGAAAGUCAACCAAGGGAACUGGGACUUGAGAAUUCCCGGGAUGGUCACAUAAGUGCUGAGGUUGUACCUCUAAAACCAGAUUGCAAAUUGGAGAAAAAGAAAGUGGAAUUGCAAGAAAAGUCUCGUUGGGAAGUCCUCCAACAAGAACAGCGGCUAAUGGAAGAGAAAAAUAAACGUAAGAAAGCUCUUUUGGCUAAAGCUAUUGCGGAAAGAUCUAAAAGAACUCAGGCAGAGACCGUGAAACUGAAGCGGAUCCAGAAGGAGUUACAGGCUUUAGAUGACAUGGUGUCCGCUGACAUUGGAAUCCUCAGGAACCGGAUUGACCAGGCCAGCCUGGACUAUUCAAAUGCUCGGAAGCGGUUUGACAAGGCAGAGGCAGAGUAUGUUACAGCCAAGCUCGAUCUACAGCGCAAGACUGAUACUAAAGAGCAGCUCACUGAGCACCUUUGUACAAUCAUACAGCAAAACGAGCUCCGCAAGGCCAAGAAGUUGGAGGAGUUGAUGCAGCAACUGGAUGUCCAAGCUGAUGAGGAGACUUUGGAGCUUGAGGUGGAGGUGGAGAGACUACUGCAUGAACAAGAGGCAGAAGCAGGGAAACAGAAGGUUCAUGGAGAGAGGCCAUUACAGCCUUCCGGGGAGAGUGUAACUUUAGGGUCUACUGAGAACAAAGAGCAUCAAGCGCCAACUGCUUGCCCAGAGGUAGAUGAACAGUGUGAAAAUCCCAAGAGCACUCCCCUUCUCACCCCAGACCACCCAAGUCAGGAAGUGAAGACUAGUGCUCAUGACAACGGUUCAGCUGCUCUGACCACAUGAAGGGCCAGUGUUUGUUGUUUUCAGCUAAUAUGGGCUUCAGUAGACUUUCUGUUGUAGAGUGUGCCAUGACCGCUGCUACAUGCCUCUUUAAAACAAUAUUAGUUUUUAAAUCUAGGAUUAGUGUUAGAAAUAACAUAUUGGACCAUUCUAAAGCCUCAAAUAAUUAUAAUUUUAUCCAUAGUUCACCUUGAUUUUGGUCCAGUUUCCUUAGUGUCCCCUUAUUUUGGGUGAAAACAAGUAACUUAAA
Molecule: messenger RNA, 1457 nt
Organism: Myotis davidii
Lineage: Eukaryota; Metazoa; Chordata; Mammalia; Chiroptera; Vespertilionidae
Gene: GORAB
Product: golgin, RAB6-interacting
Exons: 5
Coding region: 89-1210 (373 amino acids)
Biological process (GO): non-motile cilium assembly
Source: RefSeq, a predicted model, not a curated record